This is a messenger RNA of Talaromyces marneffei, 1833 nucleotides long. RefSeq lists its product as uncharacterized. The record is from RefSeq and is a predicted model, not a curated record. Gene Ontology annotation, biological process: chromatin remodeling. The transcript has 8 exons. Gene Ontology annotation, molecular function: protein binding. Gene Ontology annotation, cellular component: RSC-type complex. Bases 1 to 1833 code for a protein of 610 amino acids. NCBI's taxonomy places the organism in Eukaryota, Fungi, Ascomycota, Eurotiomycetes, Eurotiales, Trichocomaceae.
AUGAGCAUGAGGCGCAAAUUUACUUCUACUGGCCCAGAGCCAACGACUUUGCCCGAGUCAAAACGGCGCAAGGUUUCCGAUGACAAGACUGAUGAUAUCGAAACCCCACAAAAGACCACGAAAGUCGGAUUGAAGCUUAUCGAUGACAUUAAACAUGCGACAGACAAGAGUGGACGAAUUAUCGCGAGCAACUUCUAUGAGCUUCCGGACAAAAAGAAAUAUCCAGAUUAUUACAAAGUGAUUGGACUUCCGAUAUCUCUCAACCAAGUGAUAGACAAACUAAAUAAACACCGCUAUGCAACCCUCACGGAGCUUGAGAGCGACCUCAAGCGGCUCGUCAGCAACGCAAAAAAGUACAAUGAAAAGGGUACUAUGCUCUUUGCCGAUGCAGAGCGCAUUCGAAAGAUAGUCACAGGCACCAUGCCGAAAAUCAAUCCGGCGUACAACGACCCGAACUACAUCCCAUUCCCAACCCCUAUCCCCGACCAAAAUGAGAUAACUGAGACGCCCGAGAACGAGGAUGGUGAAGAAGAUGGUGACAACCAGGAAGAUAAUGCGGAAGCAGAUGCAGAAGACGACAAAGCUUCUGACCAGGAGUUGGACCAGGGCGAAGAUGAGGAGCUGAAUUUCGAGGGUGACACGAUACAGCUUGCUCAAGAUAAAAUCAUAUCAGAAAUGAUUCCUUUAAGAGACGAUCGAGGAAGGGAAGUAGGAGGCCCCUUUCUGUACAAGCCUGAUAAGAACCUGUACAAAGAGUACUACGAAAUUAUACAGCAUCCAGUCUCUUUGCGCAGUAUAUUAAAACAAGUUCGAGGCAUUGAGGGAAGAAAGCCACACAGCCACAAAACGGCAUUUCCAACUUGGCAAUUAUUUGCAGAUGAAAUGGAAUACGUAUGGGGAAACGCUCGAGAAUUCAACGAAGAAGACAGCGAGAUUGUCGACCUCGUCAAUAUCCUAGAGGCCCAUUUUAAGCGCCGUCUUGCCGAAGCAAAAAGUGUUGUACCGGAUGACCCCAUAGAUGAGUCAAACCCGCGUAUCAAACUCAAAUUGGGGAUGAGUAAAACGCCAGAACCACGACUGACGCUGAAGUUUGCUGGCCAAAAGGCUUCAUCAGUCGAGGACAAGACUCCAGCAUCGGCAUCUUUAGACGGCGAUUCUGUGCAGAGACCAGGCUCAGCUGCACAUCGCGACACUCCAGACUCUUCACGGCUAGGCGGCCUUGGACAAAGUCCAAUGCCUGGCAAAAUAAUAUCUCCCUCACCAUCUCAGACCCCAAUGCCGUCGACGGCCGGCGCAGGUCUGCUUAAUCCAUCGAUUGGUGGUAGUGAUCAAAUCAGCUCUUGGCCAAUUGUGCCGCAACGUCCAAGUUAUGCCUCUGUGCAGUCACUAUUUCGAAAAGCCGACGAAGAUGUGUCAGAAGCGUUGAUCAAGAACCUGACUAUACAAUCCCAUUCAAGCCUGGGCCCUCAUCCUAAGUUCUAUAUGAAUAUCCCCGCAUCGCCGGUGAUGCGACAGCAGUCGGUUGUGGUGAAUAUUCCUGCCCCCCAGAGCUUCGUAUCGCUGUCUCUCAGCAUCGCCCCCAACUCGGCACAAAGGCGGACGAAACUGGUCGCGCUGUUUGGACCUCAAAGAGCUCCUAUUUCUCCUCUGCCUCAUUCGAAUCCCUCUGAGUUAGGCUACGAUAUCAGGCUAGCUGCUGGUCUGACGAAGAUUGAUUUCCAAGUGGUCUCACAUCGAAACGCUGGACAGGAAGGCGUGAAUGGUAAUAUUCAUGGUAGGGCGAAUGAGGAAAAGAGGGAAUCUCUUACCGUAUUUUUCAGAGUGAUUCGAUAA